UCUCUCGACGAAGGAUUACGUUUUGAUCUUCCAUCAUACAAAAACCCUCCUCUUCAUUGAAGUUGUGUUGAUCGCUGAUUCCCUCAAUUAAACUGUACUUGUUUCUUUGAUUGAAGAAUCAGGAAGAUCUGAGUAGCCAUGUCUUAUGCUUACCUCUUCAAGUACAUCAUCAUCGGAGAUACUGGGGUUGGAAAAUCUUGCCUGCUUCUGCAGUUCACAGACAAGCGUUUUCAACCAGUUCAUGAUUUGACCAUUGGUGUUGAAUUUGGGGCCAGAAUGAUCACAAUUGACAACAAACCAAUAAAGCUGCAGAUAUGGGACACGGCGGGUCAAGAAUCCUUCAGAUCUAUAACAAGAUCCUACUACAGAGGUGCUGCUGGUGCACUUCUGGUUUAUGACAUCACCAGGAGGGAAACCUUCAAUCACCUUGCUAGCUGGUUGGAGGAUGCUAGGCAGCAUGCAAAUGCAAACAUGACCAUUAUGCUUAUUGGUAACAAGUGUGAUCUUGCCCACAGAAGAGCUGUUAGCACAGAAGAAGGAGAACAGUUUGCAAAGGAACAUGGUCUAAUAUUCAUGGAAGCUUCUGCAAAAACCGCUCAGAAUGUCGAGGAGGCAUUCAUAAACACAGCUGGAACAAUCUAUAAGAAGAUUCAGGAUGGGGUUUUUGACGUAUCAAAUGAGUCUUAUGGGAUUAAAGUUGGAUAUGGUGGUAUUCCUGGGCCUUCAGGAGGGAGAGAUGGAUCUUCUUCUCAAGCAGGAGGGUGUUGCAGUUAAAAGACAAAUUCAUCUUCUAUCAGCAUCUGGUUUCCAAAUUCAUGCAUAAUCUUCUUUUUUACUGUAAAAAUUUAUAGAUAUUGGUAAAUAUUUGUUUGGGUUUUGUGUAGUUCUUGCAUUGAUUCUAUUUCUACCUACAUAUGUAUGUUUUAAGUGUCGUUUGAUGAAAUGCACGUUUGCGAUUGCAAGUGAUGGUCUUCUA
Messenger RNA from Cynara cardunculus var. scolymus (artichoke), 976 nucleotides. Its product is annotated as ras-related protein RABB1c. Gene Ontology annotation, cellular component: Golgi apparatus. The coding region runs from base 139 to 774 and encodes 211 amino acids. NCBI's taxonomy places the organism in Eukaryota, Viridiplantae, Streptophyta, Magnoliopsida, Asterales, Asteraceae. The transcript has 6 exons. Gene Ontology annotation, molecular function: GTP binding; GTPase activity. The record is from RefSeq and is a predicted model, not a curated record.